Molecule: messenger RNA, 3304 nt
Organism: Alligator mississippiensis (American alligator)
Lineage: Eukaryota; Metazoa; Chordata; Crocodylia; Alligatoridae
Gene: MEIS3
Product: Meis homeobox 3
Exons: 13
Coding region: 1149-2252 (367 amino acids)
Biological process (GO): animal organ morphogenesis; eye development; embryonic pattern specification
Molecular function (GO): DNA-binding transcription activator activity, RNA polymerase II-specific; RNA polymerase II cis-regulatory region sequence-specific DNA binding
Source: RefSeq, a predicted model, not a curated record
GGGGGGGGCGCUGUGGGCAUAGUGGGGUGCACGUGUGCAAGGAAAAGGGGGGCACCCUUGCAAUGGACCCCCCACCCAAUUCGUGCCCAGGACGCCGGUCUCGGCGGGCACCUGAAUUCGGGGGUCUCCAAGUCUCCCGUCGCUUUUCGGGGUUCAGUGGGUGCAUGUGAACCCCCCCACGUGUCUCCGCGUCCACCCUCCAGCCCCCCGGAUCCACCCCAUGUCAUUUUUCCAGCGCGCCGGAGCUGGGUCCCUCUCGCCUGCUGGAUUUUUGCCUUCGCCGAGCGGCUUUUGCAAAGUUCUCCCUUUCCCAACUUGUUUUCACCCCCUUUUUGCAGAGAGACGAAGUGGGGGACGAAUCUCGGGGGGGGGGGGGGUCGUGGAGUUUGCAGGCGUCCGAUGCUGAGACGUAUCAACCCAUGUCUCCCCAAAGAGUUUCUCUUGGCUUAAAAAAUGACAUUUAAAUGAGUUUUUGGGGGGCUUUUCCCCCUUUCGGAGUCCAUGCAGGGGCAGCGGGAAUAGAUCUGACCCCCCCCCUCCCCCCGGCUUCUGUCACUGCUUAAAAUCGUUGUGCAAAUAUCCGCAGGGACACUAGUAUUGUGGGAGGGGGCAGAAAAGUGACUCUCGGGGGCUUUUCAUAUAGAAGAAAAAAUAGGAAAACCCCAAAACAGCAGCGGCCAGAGCCAGCCCAGUGCAAAACCCAGAGUAUUUGGGCGUCUUAUCUUUUAAACUGAGAAAAAAAAGAGAUUUGGGAAUAAAAGUGAAUGCAAAAGAAUAUUUAGGUGUCUUAUCUUUUAAAUUGGGGAGGGGAAAAAAGAAGAGAUUUGGGAAUAAAAGUGAAUUCAACUGAAUACUUAGGCAUCUUAUCUUUUAAAUUGGAAAAAAAAAAAAGAUAUUUGAUCACAAAAGUGAAUUCAAGUAGCAGAUCACACCAGGAGAAAGUGGAAGGACAAAUCCAGCCCCACCCCCGGCCCCCGGGUUCGUAGGAUGAGCCGGGUGGAUCCUUUCCACCCGCUAAAAUGUGGGUUUUGGGGCGAGCGAAGGCAUGGGUCGAGCUCCCGGCCUUUGGCUUUUCUUCUCUAUUAUUGUAAAUGGAAAAAAAAUAAAGAGGCAAAGAGCAGUAUGAGGACCUGGCGUGUUACCCCGCGAUGGAUGGACUCCCCUUGCCGGGAUUCGCGGACCCCCACCUGGGCAGGAGCCUGCCGCCCCCCUCGCUGAGCCAGAGCUCCCCAUACGGCCCCUCCGGGGUGAGCCACCGCGCGGGGGCACCCGCCGGCAUUGGCAACGGCGACGCCUUGAAGCGCGAGAAGGAUGAGAUUUACGGGCACCCGCUGUUCCCGCUCCUGGCGCUGGUGUUCGAGAAGUGCGAGCUGGCCACGUGCUCGCCCCGCGACGCGCCCGGCACCUGCCCCGGCGCCGACGUCUGCUCCUCCGACUCCUUCAACGAGGACAUCGCCGUCUUCGCCAAGCAGGUGCGGACGGAGAAGCCCCUGUUUUCCUCCAACCCCGAGCUGGACAAUUUGAUGAUCCAGGCCAUCCAGGUGCUGCGAUUCCACCUCCUGGAGCUGGAGAAGGUGCACGACCUGUGCGACAACUUCUGCCACCGCUACAUCACCUGCCUCAAGGGGAAGAUGCCGAUCGACCUGGUCAUUGACGACCGGGAUGGCUCCAAGUCCGACCUGGAGGACUACGCCUGCCCCAGCCUCUCCGACCAGGGCAGCGUGUGGCUGCGGGACGCGGAGGAGGUGGCGCCCGCGGGCACCCCGGGACCCUCCAGCGGGGGGGGGCUGGCAUCGCACAGCGGGGACAACUCCAGCGAGGCAGGGGACGGGCUGGACGCGGGCGCGGCGUCGCCCAGCACGGGGGACGAGGACGAGCUGGAGCGGGACAAGAAGCGCAGCAAGAAGCGCGGGAUCUUCCCCAAGGUGGCCACCAACAUCAUGCGGGCCUGGCUCUUCCAGCACCUCUCCCACCCCUACCCCUCCGAGGAGCAGAAGAAGCAGCUGGCGCAGGACACGGGGCUCACGAUCCUCCAGGUGAACAACUGGUUCAUUAACGCCCGGAGGCGCAUCGUGCAGCCCAUGAUCGACCAGUCCAACCGCUCCGGCCCCGGGGCCCCGUACAGCCCCGAGGGGGCGCCCCUGGGGGGCUACGGCCUGGAGGGGCAGCAGCACCUGGGCGUCCGCCCCCCUGGCGCGAUGGGCGGCGUGGGCAUGGCCAUGGGUGUGGAGGGGCCGUGGCCGUACAUGUGACACCCGCAUGCUGCGAGGACGUGUUCCCAGGAUGCACCAGGCCAGGCCGAGCAUGUGUCGCACCUGUGGCGGGCACGGGAUCCAUGCGCCCCCCCCGGCUCUGCAGGGGCCCCCCUGGGAAGAUGGGGUGCCCUCCCCACCCCCAGCUCCCCACGGCCCAGGCAGGAUGCGGGGGCGACACGGGGAGACGCUGCAGGACUUAGCAGCGCAGAGACGGACUCUGGGCGCUCGUGUCUGCCGUACACCCCUGAGUGUGCGCAGAUGCCGCGUGUGUGCACUUGGACACGGGUGUGCUCGUAUCAUAGACGUGGGUGCGCAUCGUGGGUGUGCACUUGGGCGUGUGCACAUACUUCACGUGUGUGCCCUCUGGCAUGGGUAGACACACAUCAUAUACAUGUGUGCACAUUUCACAGGUGUGCACGCUUGGGCACAUGUGCACAUACUUCAGGUGUAUGCACUUGAGUGCAUGUGCGCAUACCUUGUGUGAGUGCACUUCGUGGCGUGUGCACAUGCUCACAUGGUACACACCUACACACGUACUUCAUUUGGACAUGGCUGCACAUGCUUGCAUCUUACAUGCGUGUGCACACUUCACGUGCACUCAGGCACGUGUGCACACUCAUGUCAUAGGUGUGUGUGCACGCUCAUGCACAGGCUUGGACACGUGCACUCGUAUCGUGUGUGCCUGCACUCAUCACCCCUGUGUGUCCUCGGACACACGCUCAGAUGCUUGUGCCAGAUGGACCUGUUGUACGGACAGGUGUGCACCUGUGCAUGUCACCCCUUCUCGUGGCCACACUCAUUUGUGUGCACAGGCAUAUACACACCCACCCACUCAUGCCCACUCAGUCCCAGCCUCAGCAGCAGCAUUGUCCCUCUCUACCAUGCACCCACACCCACACACGCGCGUGCAAACACCCCCCCUCCACCUUGACCAACAUCUGGGUCUAUUCCUGCCCUUCCCGGCAGGUUUUGUUUCUCUUAAUUAUUAAUGACUUAAUUAAUUAACGCCGUGACAACGGGAAAGUAAAUUAACUUGGACGUUUUUCUUA